Molecule: messenger RNA, 519 nt
Organism: Pygoscelis adeliae (Adelie penguin)
Lineage: Eukaryota; Metazoa; Chordata; Aves; Sphenisciformes; Spheniscidae
Gene: PTGES
Product: prostaglandin E synthase
Exons: 3
Coding region: 19-459 (146 amino acids)
Biological process (GO): prostaglandin biosynthetic process
Cellular component (GO): membrane
Molecular function (GO): prostaglandin-E synthase activity
Source: RefSeq, a predicted model, not a curated record
GCGGCACCUUCCCCCGAAAUGAUGGAAAACACAGUGUUUAUGUCAUUUACGUUCUACAGCACGAUCUUGAUUUUAAAAAUGUAUGUCGUUGCCAUCAUUACGGGACAAGUGAGACUCAGAAAGAAGGCAUUUGCAAACCCGGAGGACGCGCUGCGCAAUGGGGGGCUGCAGUACUAUCGCGAGGACCCCGACGUGGAGCGGUGCCGCAGGGCCCACCGCAACGACAUGGAGAACAUCUUUCCCUUCCUCUUCCUCGGAGCCGUCUACUCCCUGCUGGAUCCCAGCCCCGCAGUGGCCAGGAUCCACUUCUUCAUCUUCUGCGUGGGGCGCAUCGUCCACACCAUCGCCUACCUCCUGCGGCUGAAGGCGCCCACGCGCUCCGUGGCCUAUGGCGUGGCACAGCUGCCCUGCUUCUCCAUGGCUCUGCAGAUCCUCCUGGCCACAACCCCGUACUGGUAACACCCAACAAGACUGAUCAUCCAAACCCCUUCGUCCUGCGCUCUGCUGGUUUCCCUGGCU